Messenger RNA from Cornus florida, 664 nucleotides. RefSeq names its product BES1/BZR1 homolog protein 3-like. The coding region runs from base 21 to 485 and encodes 154 amino acids. Lineage: Eukaryota; Viridiplantae; Streptophyta; Magnoliopsida; Cornales; Cornaceae. Gene Ontology annotation, biological process: brassinosteroid mediated signaling pathway; DNA-templated transcription. Gene Ontology annotation, molecular function: DNA-binding transcription factor activity. The transcript is spliced from 2 exons. The record is from RefSeq and is a predicted model, not a curated record.
ACAAGUUUGAGAAAGGGGUAAUGGCUGGAGAGAAGAAAAGUGUUCUUAGAGGUUGCAUCAAGUCUAGCAAAGGACCUUGGGUGAUUCACAGAACCUCCAAAGAUGGUGGUGUCUUCACCAAGCUCCGAUUCCCUUCUGAUAGAGAGCGUCAGAACAACAAGGAGAGGGAGCGUAAAAGGCGAGCAGUAGCCCACAAAAUUUUUGCUGGACUUCGAGCUCAUGGAAACUACCAGCUCCCAAAACAUGCUGAUAAUAAUGACUUGUUGAAGGCUGUUUGUGAGGAAGCUGGGUGGCAUGUUGAAGAAGAUGGAAAGAUCCAUAAAAAGGAUUCAUGGGUGAAAAUGCAAAGCUCCAUCAACAUUGAAUCAUGUCAACAAUCCCAUCAAGUUUCUAUGGUUGCUCAAUUUGAAGAAGAAGAAUAUUGUAGUUGUGAAUGUGAUGCAAAUUUAGAAAUGGAAAAAUCUCUACCAACGACUAUUUUCUGAAGAUUGAGCAUGGGAUCAAGAUGUGUAAAUCGUGGGCGAAGUGUUAGUUUUAGGUAGUAUAGUAUAAUUUUAGUAUUCUGUUGGAUAUGUGAUGUAAAAAUAUAUUUCUCUAACUUUGAAUUUUUUUUUAUAAUUAGAUUCAGUUAAUGAAUUAACUCUAUAAGAGUCAGUACUAUAUC